This is a messenger RNA of Serpula lacrymans var. lacrymans S7.9, 1346 nucleotides long. RefSeq lists its product as uncharacterized. Gene Ontology annotation, biological process: fatty acid metabolic process; lipid biosynthetic process. The record is from RefSeq and is a predicted model, not a curated record. Gene Ontology annotation, molecular function: fatty acid 2-hydroxylase activity; heme binding; iron ion binding. Lineage: Eukaryota; Fungi; Basidiomycota; Agaricomycetes; Boletales; Serpulaceae. The transcript has 8 exons. Gene Ontology annotation, cellular component: endoplasmic reticulum; membrane. Bases 23 to 1132 code for a protein of 369 amino acids.
CCUCCUUCUCACUUCAACCACCAUGUCGACUUCGAAAAGGGUUCGGAUCUACACCCUAGAGGACGUCGAGAGCCACAAGUCGUCAGAAACCUGCUGGAUAACGCUGCGAGGCAAGGUAUACAAUGUCACUGGUUUCCUUCCGGACCAUCCUGGAGGAGAAGACUUGAUUCUCAAACACGCUGGUUCUGAUGUCGAAAAGGUCAUGAAAAACCCAAACGAACAUGAUCACUCAGACUCGGCAUAUGACAUGCUUGAAGAGUAUGUCAUUGGCAGGGUGGGAUCUGAAACUACUGUUGUUAGUGAUGACUGGGAGGCUCCUGAUGAUUUCCAUCCCGAUAAUACGGACUCUGCAGAGGAUUUCGAAAAGACACAGUUCCUCGAUUUGCGGAAGCCCUUAUUAAGGCAGGUCUGGGAGGCCAACUUCAGCAAAUCAUACUAUCUGAAGCAAGUGCAUCAACCACGUCAUCUACCAUAUUCUGCGCGACUGUUUGGUUCUGAUAUCCUUGAGAUGCAGACUAGGACGGUGUGGUAUGUGGUGCCUAUGUUCUGGUUACCCAUCACUAGUUACCUCUUCUUGCGGUCACUGCUUCAAUUUUCUGUUCCGCUGCCCUCCUUUACGACCAAUCCUUUCCUUCCAUUGUCGUCUUUGUCAACCGCUCCAACCGAUGCCAUUAUCAAGACAAUGUUAUGCUUCUUCUUCGGUAAUUUUGUCUGGACGGUCCUAGAAUACGGCAUGCAUCGUUUCCUUUUUCAUAUAGACGAAAUGCUGCCAGAUCGUCCGUUGUUCCUCAUGCUCCAUUUUAUGCUUCAUGGCAUUCACCACUAUAUGCCAAUGGAUAGGUUGCGAUUGGUCAUGCCACCUGCCAUGUUUUUUAUGUUGCAAAUGCCAUUUACUCGUCUCGCGCAUCUCCUGUUCCCACCAGCCAUUGCAAACGGCGUCAUUGCGGGCGCAUUUGCGUUCUAUAUUCUAUACGAUUGCAUGCAUUACGCUUUGCAUCACACCCAACUUCCAGCAUACUUACGGCACAUGAAGAAGUAUCAUCUUGCUCAUCACUACAAGAAUUUCGAGUUAGGCUUUGGCGUAACUAGCAAGAUAUGGGAUUACGUUUUCAACACUGUUCUUCCAGUAUAAUGGCUUCCUCGUGGGUACCAGAAUGCGGGAAAGUAUAAUAGGCUUUUGCAUUUCUCUUGUGUUGAUGGUCGUUUAGAGGCCUUAUUGUCACCACUCAGAUUCCAUUUAUUCCAUUACAAUACUUAUUAUCAGCCAUCUUUCUAUCGGAUAUUUGGAAUAGCCAGAUCAGAAAUGGUCGUCGUAAUAUAAUUAGGGUGUAAGGACUUGAAGAUUU